AUGAGCGAGGAUAAUACUGAACAUGUUUCUUUGGAUGAAGAAUCUAAAGAGGAACCUCUAGAUCUAAAUGAAUCUAUAUCGGAAGGCAAGGAAAAUGAAAUAGGAGAUCGAGAGGUGGAGCAAGAGCAAGAUAACAUAGAAACUCCUGAACCAGAUGUUCAGGAAGAAGAGCAGCAACAAAAUGAGGAUAAGGAAGAGGAUGAAUUUGAUUUCGAACCACCUAAUCCAGAUAGUGAUGAAAUCGGUGGCUCCAAUGAGAAACCAACCGAUGUAGUCAGUAGGGCUAGCGAAGAAUUGAAUAAUCUGGAAGUGGUGGAUGAUACAGAUCCUGAGACAAAGUUAGGUGUACCUACUGCAAUAGAGGAUAAAAUUCUUGAUAUACCCGAGCAACCUGUGGAAGAAGUCGCUCCGGAACCAAUCCUAGUGGAUGUGGCAAGCAGUAAGAUAAGCAGCAAUUCUAACAAGGGUACCUCAAUUACGAAGGAUGAUACAUCAAAAGCAGAGGAUACUAUUUUGCAAGAAAAGCUGACCUCGGAAAAUGAACAAGAGGAAGUGAAAGAUACGACUGUUCCACGAGAAGAGGGUAUACUAGAUGAUGAUGUAUCUCGAAAAAAGGAAGAUGAGGAGCCAAUUGCUGAAUCCGGUGAAAACAAGCUUGAUGAGGAAGAGAAAGAAUUGGAAACAUCGACUGCUGUUUUAGGUGAGGAUAUUUCCAAAACCUUUACUCCUAAUCAAAAUGUACAAGUGAAUGUAAUUCCCCCACCACCACCUCCAAGACGCUCCUUUGAGUCCCAACCUGAAGAAAAGGUGGAUAAUGGUCUUUCAGAGAAGUCGCCAACGUCACCUGCCUUACCACCAAGACGUUCAAUGGAAAAGCAACCUCAAGAGGAGGAUGAAAAAUCAAAAGAAGAGGAGGAACAAGCGGCAUCACCCAGGUUACCGCCAAGAAAGGUAAGUAUAGAAAGAAAAUAUAAUGUACCUCCACCGCUCGAAGAAGAGAUGCGUUCGGAUACAUUCAGAAAGAACUUGGCUAUGACACAGGCAGAUACCAAGCAUGUGCGUGGGCAUGGACGUGAGAGUAAACGCAAGCAGGCAGUUCUUGACUCAGCUGCCGAGAUAAAUUUAAUUGUUAAUAGAUUUCGCGUAACUAGUCAUCAUAUUGAGGAAGAAGGUGAAACGACCAGAGAGAAUUUAGCAGAAGGUCAAAAUUUACUGAAAUCUUCUUUCACAACCAUUCUUGAAGGUAUUACUAAGAUUAGUGAGGAUGUUACCGCUGAAGAAACGCCAUUGGAAACAGAAGGUGGUAAAGAAGUUGCUUCCCUGGAGGAGUUAGAUGAAGAAGAGAAAAAGAUGGCUAACGUCGAUUGGACAUUCUGGAGUAAAGUAGUUAAUGAUUUCCCGACGGUCGCGAAAAAUGAAGCAGAUAAGUUAGAAACAAUAGUGACAGAAGGUAUUCCACCUCAGAUUAGAGGGAUUAUUUGGCAAUUGAUUUCUAACUCGAAGUCUAAGGAAAUGGAAGAUAUCUACUUAACGUUAUUAGAUACUCCAUCCACUCACGAUGCAAAUAUUAGACGAGAUUUGAAAAGGACAAACUUUAUACCUAGUGAAAAAGUUGAGUCCUUAUUCAACGUUAUCAAAGUGUAUUCUGUUUAUGACCCCGAUGUAGGUUACACUCAGGGUAUGGCCUUCAUUGCCACACCGUUAAUAGUCAAUACUAAAACGGAGGCUGAAGUGUUUAGUCUUCUAAUUGGUUUGAUGAAGAAUUAUGGGUUAAGAGAUUUCUUCCUUCCUGACAUGCCUGGGUUGAUGUUAAUGUUAUAUCAAUUUGAUAGAUUACUGGAGGAAAACUCCCCACAAUUAUUCAAUCAUUUAACUAGAGAGGGGAUUCGUUCAUCCAUGUAUGCGACUCAAUGGUUCUUAACGUUCUUCGCUUAUAAAUUCCCUUUUGAAUUUGUUUUAAGGAUAUUUGAUAUUGUUUUCGUGGAAGGUAUUGAAGCUGUUUUGAAAUUUGCUGUUGUCUUAAUGCUUAAUAAUAAAGAAAAGAUAAUAAACCUUAAAUUCGAUCAGUUGUUAAACUUCCUUAAGAAUGAAUUAUUCAUAUAUUAUCUUAAGGAGUCAGUGGAGAGUAGAGAGGGUGGUAAAUCUGUUAUUGAUAAGACACUGAACACGGAGAGCCUAACAGCUGUAAGUUCAAAUACACAACUAAAUCAAAUGAACUCUAAUGAAGAUAAGGAUUAUGAUGUGGAUUUAUUUGUUCAUGAUGCUAUGAAUAAAGUUUAUAUUACUCCAAUAUCAUUGAAACGUUAUGCUGCGGAAUAUGAUGAAAUUGAACAAUUAGAGCAUCAGAAAGAGGCACAAUAUGAAUCAUUUAGAAUUAAAAAUUAUCAAUUACAAAGGGAGUCUAAAAAAUUGGAAAGAGAUUAUGGUAUAUUAAAUAAAGAGCAUAUUGCGAUUGCCAAUGAAUUAAUUGAAAAUAGAUUGAAAGCAGAGAUGUUAUUAGAUGAAAACAAUGAUUUGAAGCAGAACCUUGAUGAUGCGAAGGCUCAAUUGGAUGAAGAGUUAAGGAAGAGAGAUUUACCCAAUCCAGAUGCGGCACUUCCUAGUGAUUUGAAGCAAGAUUUAGAUCGUACGAUGCAAAGAAAUCAAGAAGUGAUGGAGGAAAAUAGAGUACUUCAAGAUCGAAUCAUUGAAUUGGAGACGGAAGUGGAAGAAUUGAAAAGAAUCAAUAGAUUGAAAGCUAGUCGUAAGUCAACUGAUAGACAAAGGGCAACGCCAUCUACUCCUACUCCAAGUCCCCAGAAGGAGCCGCGCGCAGGUGUUAAAUCUCCUAUUGGUGGUGGAUGGUCGGGGUUUAAGAAAGUUUUCACCAAGUAG
Molecule: messenger RNA, 2874 nt
Organism: Naumovozyma castellii
Lineage: Eukaryota; Fungi; Ascomycota; Saccharomycetes; Saccharomycetales; Saccharomycetaceae
Gene: GYP5
Product: GTPase-activating protein GYP5
Exons: 1
Coding region: 1-2874 (957 amino acids)
Source: RefSeq, a predicted model, not a curated record